Calidris pugnax (ruff) is the source of this 3382-nucleotide messenger RNA. RefSeq names its product transmembrane channel like 7 (gene TMC7). Gene Ontology annotation, molecular function: mechanosensitive monoatomic ion channel activity. Gene Ontology annotation, cellular component: plasma membrane. Lineage: Eukaryota; Metazoa; Chordata; Aves; Charadriiformes; Scolopacidae. Bases 111 to 2264 code for a protein of 717 amino acids. The record is from RefSeq and is a predicted model, not a curated record. The transcript is spliced from 16 exons.
GCUGCAGCAACCCCAGCUCUUCGGCAGCCGCCGCCCCACAGCCCCGCCGGCUCCGUAACGCCCGGAAACGGCAGCACCGACGCGGGGCUGGGGCUUCUCCCCGCGCAGACAUGAGCGGCUUCGGGGCAGCAGCGGAGCCGGCGGGCUGGCAGCUGAGCGGCGAGGUCUUCCUCCCCGAGGAGACGCGCGGCGCCGCACCUGUGGGUUUCCUGCAGCAGCUGCCCAGCUACCAGUCGGCGCUGAGGCGCCGCGCCACCGCCGGCGGGGGCACCCAGGAGCGGCGGGCGGCCCCCCAGGGCUCCGCGGGGCUCCGCGCUGCCGCGGGCCUCGGGCCGGAGGAGGAGGACGACCAGGCGGCUGCUCCCACCGCCAGAGAGUGCCCCUUGACCAUGGCGGAGAAGAGGAGAUUGAGGGUCAAUCAGCAGGCUGAUGUAAAACAUUUAUCUGGAGGGAAACAGUGGAGAAGAACUAGCAGUAAAUCAUUGAAAAAAGUCCUCAGUGAAGUCAAGGAGUUCUCAUCUUACCUGACGCUUUGGCGACAUGAUAUUCACAGCAUAGAAGGGAAAUUUGGUACAGGCAUCCAGUCCUACUUCUCCUUCCUGCGUUUUCUGGUUCUGCUCAAUUUUAUAAUUUUUAUCCUGAUGUUCAGUUUUGUUACCCUUCCCAGCAUCAUUGCUAAGUAUGGAAUGUUCAACAGUAGCUUUGCUAAAAUUCCUCCAAAGAACAUAGAGUCGCACUGCACAGUUUAUGAACCUAGUGGUACUAAGGGACUGACUUACUUCUAUAAUUACCUUAAAGAUUUGCUCAGUGGCACUGGGUUCCUUGAAGUGACAAGUUUGUUUUAUGGCUACUACACAAUAGAUGCUGCAUGGAUCAGUAUCAUGAGAUACAACUUGCCACUAGCAUAUCUGCUGGCUACGUUUGCCUACCUUGCAUUAAGUCUCAUCUGGAUAAUAUCAAGGUCUCUGGAAGGAUUUAAGCGGAACUUGGUGCAUGCUGAAGAUCAAUUUCAGAGUUACUGUAACAAAGUCUUUGCAGGCUGGGACUUCUGCAUUACAGAUCCAAAUGCAGCUCGGCUAAAACAUCGCAGUUUGCAAUAUGAGCUCCAAACAGACUUGGAGGAAGAAAGACUGAAGCGAAAAAUAGCUGAGAGGACAACGAAAGAAAAGCUACGCAUCUACUCUCUGAGAAUAUUUAUAAAUGUAAUUGUCCUUGCAGUUCUAUUAGGAUGUUUUUACUCUAUUUAUAGAGCAACUGUCUUCUCUCAAGAAAACUCCAAUGGUGUCAGCAACAUGAACUUCCUUGUUAAUCUCUUAGUGCAGUAUUUGCCUUCCAUAGUGAUCACAACAGCCAACAUGCUUGCUCCUCUGAUCUUCUCAUUUCUGAUCAGAUAUGAAGAUUAUUCACCAGCCUUUGAAAUCAGGAUGAUAUUGCUGAGGUGUGUCUUUGUGCGCUUGGCCAGUAUCGGUGUUCUCUUGUUCUCGCUGUGGAGUCAGAUCUCCUCCUGUGACACUGACAAGUGUAAGGCCUGUGGAUACAAUUACGAACUCUAUCCUUGCUGGGAAUCUCAAGUUGGGCAAGAAAUGUAUAAGCUGAUGAUAUUUGAUUUUAUUGUAAUUCUUGCUGUGACCCUGUUUGUGGACUUUCCUAGAAAGUUAUUAGUUACUCAUUGUUCUUGCAAGCUACUUCAGUGGUUUGGAUUGAAGGAAUUUCAAAUUUCUGACAAUGUCCUGGAAAUGAUUUAUGGGCAGACUAUCUGCUGGAUUGGAACCUUCUUUUCACCACUCCUCCCUGCAAUAGCAACUGUAAAAUACUUCAUCAUCUUUUACAUUAAAAAGGUCAGUUUGAUACACACACAAAAACCUGCAGCUCGGCCUUUCAGAGCAUCAAGUUCCAAUUUUUUCUUCUUGUUGGUGCUGUUGAUUGGGCUCGUUUUGGCUCUUAUUCCUUUGGGAGUCAGCAUAGCAUAUAUCCCCUCCUCCAAGGCAUGCGGGCCAUUCAGGAAUUUUAACACUUCAUGGGCAGUUGUUCCACAUACUGUACUGGAGUUUCCAAAACCUUUGCAGCAGGUGCUUUACGGCAUAGCAUCAGAAGCCUUUGCAGUGCCUUUUUUUAUGAUCAUUUGCCUCGUUAUGUUCUAUUUUAUUGCCUUGGCCAGAGCACACCAACGAGUGGCUGAGCAGCUGAAGGAGCAACUAGCUAUGGAGGGUCGUGACAAGCAGUUCCUCAUCAGAAAGAUAACAGAAGCUCAGAGGCAUCCUUGAAAACCACAAAAAGCCAGAAGAACUUGACUUCCUGAAACUCCUAAAACCACUAGAUAAGAGUAGAAGCAUCUGCAGCACCUAAAACCUGGGCAGCUGACUGGCACCCUGGCUGGCACUGCUGUCUCUGUAAUGGACGCUUUUGGUGUUGGUUUUGAUUAUGCUGGUGAGCCUUAACAAUUUCCAAGACUGGAAAUUUAGUAAUUUACAGUGUUAGACCUGCCCCAAAAAUGGUGUGGUAGGACACUUUAUUGCUGCUACAAUUUCAGGGUUGUUGGAGUUUAAGUCCAUAUUUUUUCAGGGGUUUUGGGUAGAAUGUGAUCAGAACUGAAACUGUGUUUAGGAGCUUUAUACUGUUUUUACAAAUUAUGCUUUAAGAAUCGGGAGGGAGGAGAAAGGUGUGGUUUCACAGGUUUCCAAAACAUUUUUCUCUUUUAAAACCAAAGCAAGAGGGAGGUGCACGUCAGUAUUGUGAGGUAGUGCACAGGAGAAGAAAAUGUAGCAUGGGUUUGAAAUCAGUUUGCUAAAUAUUGUUGGAGUAGAGACUUUGGCAUUUAUUUUGCCCAGAAAUAGCAGGUACAGUGGGUGGCUCCACAGAGAGGUGCAGAGGGAGCGAGGUGACAGAGGAGCUCCGGGGGGGGAGGACAACACCCCGGGCACAGCCUCGCUGCUCCGGAGGGGCAGCGGUUCCAUUUUAAAUUUAUUAAAGCAUUAUCACUUGUAUUUUAUUCUUGAACGAACAGCUUUGUUUGUACUGCUGUUCUCCUUGUUUUAAAAUGUGAGUAUUUGGAAAUAAGGCAUUCUAUUAAGAGAAACUUAACUAUCCCUGCUCUUUAAUGUUUCUUCUCGCUGGACUGAGCUGCCGGAGCUGCGGGACCGGGGGGGAGCGGUGUUCCCGCCGGGGGCAGCGGUGUUCCUGCGGGGCAGGGGCCGUGCCCCGCGGUGAAGGCCUCGCCGCCGGGUUCGCUGUGCAGAACGGGGCGUGUUACUUGAAAUCCGCCAGUGGCGCACCGUUAGUUAGUAUGGGAGGGGCUGUCCUUUGCGUAUGAUGUUUUGGAAUGCCUCCUGUCUUCAUUUUAAAGAAAUUCGUGUUCAAUAAAUGAUUAUUUUUUAAAUACAAA